This is a messenger RNA of Malassezia pachydermatis, 1095 nucleotides long. RefSeq lists its product as hypothetical. The transcript has a single exon. The coding region runs from base 1 to 1095 and encodes 364 amino acids. The record is from RefSeq and is a predicted model, not a curated record. NCBI's taxonomy places the organism in Eukaryota, Fungi, Basidiomycota, Malasseziomycetes, Malasseziales, Malasseziaceae.
AUGUCAUUUACUCUACCACCUCCAUUAAAACAACAGCUUACCCUGUAUCGGGACUCGUUGAAUAAUCAAAUUGAGGCAUGGGCUGCGGAGUACCAUGUGAAUCCUGCCGCCAUUCGCCGCCAUCUCGGCUUCUCCCGCGAAUUCGGCAGACAACCCAACUCAUGGAAUUUGUACCAGCGAUACCUCGCUGAGCAAAAGCGUAAAAGUGCUAAUGGAGAGCCCACAGCGUUGGGUAUGGCCAUUUCCUCCAUAGGGUCUGACUCCAACACGACCCAAGCCCAGCGAAUUCGUGAUGAACUAGCACCGCUGUACCAAAAAAUGAAAGAAGAUCCGGAGUUCAUGUCGCGUACACAGCAGGAGAUUAAUGCAUGGGAGCAAGAUAACCGCCUUGAAAAGUCAAGUACUGUGACCAGGUCGGAAUACAAGCGCGCUGUGCGUCGCUUUGAGCAAUUCUCUCAACAAUGCUCCCAAAAUCUAGGCGCCGAAUCGUUUACGAUCAUUGCUCACCCUAAUAUUGGCUCCAACCAUGUACAAAUUGCUGCCUCUCCGGCGGGUCUUCACGCCUUCCAAACAGCGCUUGGUGCUGGGAAGCCAUUAGAGACGUUCCAGAAUCGAUUUGCUGCAUGUAUCUGUCUUACGAUAGCCCCUACCGAUGACCCUACGGCUCUGGACCGUGACCCUCACCUCGAUGUUCAGGUGCCUCUGCAGCCCCAGGAGCCCAUUAUUUUACCGGAAGAUCCUACACUGCUCACCUCUAUUCAAAAACGCAAGCUAGCUACGCCGCUGUUCCAGCGGUUGGUCGAAUCCGGCUUAGAUCCCGUGGGACUGGCCAACUUCCGCAAAAAGUCGCAAUCCCGAUUCCCCUGGAAGGGUUUAAUGACAUGGCUUCACGAAAAUGGGUACCGGUUCAAUUAUUGGCCUAAUGAUUCUACGUUGUAUGGUAUCCGGCAUGCCACCGGCGAAGCUGCGUUGUUGCCCGCUCACCUUCGAUGCGAAGGUUUAAAUACGCCCAACUGCUGGAAAUCUGAGGCUAUGAAUGCGAUCCUACGAGCCUGUGUAGACCCCACGGAUCCCUUGCGUGUGGUGCGAAUGUAA